AUGUAUGCCCAUCCACAACACAUCCCGCAACCACCUCACAGCGCGGGCAGGCGUCCACAGGGUUUUCGCACCAAGAUCAAUCCAGACCAAAUCCCUUCCGCCACCGCUGCCAUCGAAUUCGACCGACACCAAUGGGAAGACACACAGUUCUUCGGUCACCCAGGCAGUCAUGUCCCGUUCUCCACCUCGGACUUUGUCUCCGUUGACCAAGGCAAUUCGUCGCCAAAGUUUGUUCGGAUGACAACGUGGAAUAUCCCCAACUCAUCUAGACUUGCCGGGGACUGCGCGAUUCCGAUGGUUGCUAUCCUUCAACCUUUUGCUGACUUGGACGCUCGUGAAGACCCCAUUCCACUUGUUGACUUUGGAGAGCAAGGACCAUCUCGCUGCACGAAUUGUAGAGCCUAUAUCAACCCGUGGUGCACUUGGGAACGUGGGGGAAAUGCAUGGAAAUGCAACUUAUGUGCCCAUGAAACCCAAGUAUCUACUGAGUACUUUUGCCAUCUGGACGCCAAUAUGCGUCGAAUGGACCACGAUCGACGACCAGAACUGAAUCGCGGGACUGUUGAUUUCGUUGUUCCUAAGGAAUAUUGGGCAACAAAUCCGCCUCAACGACUAUCUAUGCCAUACUACUCUAUCGACCCGCCACCCAGUGGACCACGACAACCCCAACCCCUCAGCUUCGUUUUUGCCUUCGACGUCUCAAACGAAGCUGUCCAGUCUGGAGCAUUAAAGACCGCUUGUGCUGCUUUGCAAGACGCACUUUUCGGUCCUGAUGCAUGCUUCCCUCCAUCCAGUUGUUUAGCAAUCUUAACCUUCGACGAAACGCUACAUUUUUAUGAUCUUUCGACAGACUCAGUUCCAAUGCUUGUCGUGUCUGACAUUGAUGAGGUCUUCGUGCCAUUGCGUGCGGGGCUCUUUGUUAACCCCAUGGACCGUCGAACCGCGAUUGAAAGCUUGCUGAAUUCGAUUCCUGAACGGUUUGCUUCGAUGACCCAUGUUAAUGCUGCACUUGGGUCCGUGAUUCGAGCUGGCCUUGCGGGUUUGGCUGGUCGUGGUGGCCAAAUUGUGGUAUUUCAGAGCACCAUGCCCACUAUUGGGCAUGGCGCUCUACCCGGAGAAGUCCAAGAGGCAAAUUUGUACGACACUCCUAAAGAAAUCUCGCUUUAUGCUCCUCGGGAUAACACUUGGCGUGAAAUUGGUGCAGAAUGCGCCGAGGAGGGUGUAGGCGUCAGCAUGUUUCUGACAAUGAGUAGAUAUCUCGAUGUUGGCUCAAUCGGUGUGGUAUCAUCUUUGACUGGGGGAGAACUUUUCUUUCACCCGCGUUUCAAUCCUACCCGCGAAGCUUCGGUUUUUCGAUCGCAAUUAAAUCGCUUGAUUGGUCGUACGAUUGGGUACAACUGCCUGAUGCGCGUGCGCGUCUCUAAUGGACUCAAAAUAACGCAACACCAUGGCAACUUUUCUACCCUGGGCUCUACCGAUCUAGAGUUGGGCGUGUUGGACGCAGACAAAGCAAUUUCGGCAACUUUGCAGCAUACCGGUCGAUUGAAUGAGCGAGGAUACGUAUAUCUACAGUCCGCUGUUCUCUAUACGAGUGUCGAGGGACAGCGAAGAGUAAGAACAUGCAAUCUUGCUCUGCCUGUCGUGGAACUGGCAUGGAAUGUUUUCAAGCUAGCAGAUCUGGAUGCGACAGUUUACUACUUGGCGCGACAUGCUAUUUCCAAGAUGUCGUCCGAGAAAAUGACUCAUAUUCGGGACGACUUAACGGAAAACUGUUCCUCCAUUUUGUUGGCAUAUCGCAACAAGUGCGCCAACACAUCCGCAAUUGAUCAGCUUGUUCUCCCGGAAUCAUUCAAGAGCCUCCCUGUCUACACUUUGGCCAUCCAAAAGUCAAAAUGUCUACGAGGCCGCAAUGUCUCGUCGGACGUCCGCAACUAUUAUGCUCAUCGAGUGAUGUCGAUGAGUGUGCGCAGCGUUAUGCAACUGCUUUACCCUCCGCUACUUGCGAUUCAUGAUCUUGCGCAAGAAUCCGGAAUGCCAGAUGAGACUACAGGACGACUUGUCUUACCAGACACCAUGCGGGACAGUCAUAUGUAUAUGGAGGCCCAUGGGGUUUAUCUAAUCGACAACGGCGAAAUGAUGGUGCUAUGGAUCGGAGGGAGCGUGUCUCCACAGCUUCUCCUCGACUUGUUCGGUCUUGACGACCUAAUGGCGCUGGAUCCGCAUUUGAGUGAGCUUCCGGUCUUACAGACAUGGCUAUCUACACAAGUGCGGAACAUCCUCGCUUACCGACGGACACAACGUGGUGGUCGUAUUUCCAAACUGCUUAUCGCUCGCCAAAAUCUGGACGCUGCUGAGCUGGAGUUCAGUGAUAUGCUCGUGGAGGACCAAAAUACAGGUACCAUGGCCUACCCCGACUUUCUUUCAGUUGUCCAUAACCAGAUCAAGCUCGUUCUUCAACAAGGCGGGUCGUUAGGCGGUGGAGCGACACUAAGGAACUCGGUUUGGUAG
Molecule: messenger RNA, 2508 nt
Organism: Mycena indigotica
Lineage: Eukaryota; Fungi; Basidiomycota; Agaricomycetes; Agaricales; Mycenaceae
Product: SEC23 SEC24 family protein
Exons: 14
Coding region: 1-2508 (835 amino acids)
Biological process (GO): intracellular protein transport; endoplasmic reticulum to Golgi vesicle-mediated transport; COPII-coated vesicle cargo loading
Cellular component (GO): endoplasmic reticulum exit site; COPII vesicle coat
Molecular function (GO): zinc ion binding; SNARE binding
Source: RefSeq, a predicted model, not a curated record